ACAACAUAUAUGAUCAAAAAUAUUCCAAAUAGAUUAACACAAAGAAAAUUUUUAGAAAUUAUUAGAGCAGAAUAUUUUGGUUCGAUUGACUUUUUGUAUUUACCAAUUGAUCCACAUUCUAAAGUAAAUUAUGGCUAUGCUUUUGCUAAUAUACCAAAUCAUCAAGAUGCCAUUCAAUUUUUUAAAGUAUUUCAUCAUAAAUGUUGGAAGCAUUCAUGGAAUGAUAAAAUUUGUCAAUUAACCUUUGCCUCUAUUCAAGGAAAAGAUUCUCAAAUUUCAAAUAUAUUAAAU
Dictyostelium purpureum is the source of this 291-nucleotide messenger RNA. RefSeq lists its product as uncharacterized. Lineage: Eukaryota; Evosea; Eumycetozoa; Dictyosteliales; Dictyosteliaceae. Gene Ontology annotation, molecular function: nucleic acid binding. The transcript is spliced from 2 exons. The annotation marks the transcript as partial. The record is from RefSeq and is a predicted model, not a curated record.